UUAGUUUCUGCUGAUCAAAACCUAAGGGCAGUGACUCUGUCUCCAGAUCAGAUGACCUCGUUGAACAUCCCAUAUGUGAUGGUGCCUGUGCUUUGCCAAACAUCCGUUCCCAACAUAACCUCUGCCGCUGGUGGCCUUCAGAGCCCCGGUCUAAUGCAUUUCAACCUUCAGAACCUCAGCCUGCUGCCGCCCACACAGCUUUUAAUGGGAACAGUCUUGAAGGCUCCACCGACGCCCUCCACCGCUUGCUCCUCUUCACGAGACCGGCAGAGUUACUCGAGCCCCGUGCUGACCGAACGAUCUCGGGAAAGCAAAGGAGACGCUGCAGCUUUGCAACCGGUCGCUGUACUCAAAGUGCAGCAACAGUCGUCUGUUCCGUUGACUCCCAAGGGUGAACAGCCAACACUGCUGGAGACUUUCUUCCACACACCUGUAGCCACAAUGCAAGUGAAAAAACCGGAGGGUGUGCAAGUGAAGGUUAUGUCCUCAGCCCAGCGACGACUAGAAAUUGAGAAUAGUGUUUCAAAAUAAUGCAUUCUACACAGUAUCUUAUAGACGAAUGUUAUUCUUAGUAAAUAUUGAGUGUAUUUGGGAAUUGUCUAACCUAUCAAUGGUGUCAAUUGCUGCAGAUUACUUUGACUGUAUUGUGUAUCCGUGGUUGUUUACAAAUUCAUUGCACACCAAACCAUUUGAAAGUAAUCGAUCGUUCUGAUGAGGUGGAUGAACAACAAAGCACUGAGUAUUUUUUUUAAUCCUUUCCUUUUUCGUCUAUAUACGGGAGAGGUUUUAUAUUGUGUUACAUGUUAAUAUAUUAGUAUGAUCAAAUUUGAAAUAUGCUUGAAAUUUCAAACUAGGAAAUGUUUUAUGGAGCCAAAAAAGGACAUCCUUUGGUGACUUUCAACAGAAAGGCUAUUGUCGACCUUGUAAAGGUCAAGGGAAUUGGUGAGCUGAAUGCCCUCAUACCAGGCCGUUUGUUGUUGGAAGGGGAGAAUGCUUUACUGCAUGUUGUUUCCAUUUCCACGAGCCUUACAAUCCAAACCAUAUGUGGCAAAAGGUGGGUACUUUUCAGAUCCCACGUGUACUUAUAUACCAACAGCAGAAGAAGACCCCCCAAGGAACUGGCACAACAGAAAUUGGAUGUUAAUAAUGUGAAUAAUCUUGAAUAAUUACAAAAUACUGUGAUAUAUCUGCAUGUUAAUCUGCAGCUCUCACCAGACCUAAGAUGGCCAGCUAUUGGAGUGGUUAGGGCAAAAAGAUUGAUCUUGGCAUUCAUUCUGUGGUAAACUAUGUAGGAGUGACCCAUAAAAAUGCUUUGCAGAAUCCAGAUAGGGGUUCAAUUCAUGUCGGCUAACCUCCACCUUUAUUGUGAGAUUACCUGUAAACACAGUAUUCUGAGUUUCAGACUGUGCAGAGACUGUGUGCAGCUUCCAGGGGAGUGAUUUGAGAUGUGACUUGCAGCUUUGUUAUCCACAAAUCAAUUUGCAAAUAUCACAAAUUAGCCCCAGUGAAAUAUUCCACCCGGAUCUCGAUUUAGUCUAAACUUUGAAAUGAUUUUUCUGUAUUCCUUAAAAUAACCCAGAAAUCCGGUUUCAAUAUUGAUGUUUUUAAGAACUUACCAAAUUCUUGAUGCUCUGAAAUGGCAGAGGAAUAGAAUGAAUCCAGAUGCCUCUCUGAGCUGCCAUUGAACAUUACACAGUAAUGUUUGCUCUUGUGCUAAAUGAAGAGAUGCCAUGGGUCUUACAUUUUUUUAAAAAAUGUUGCUGGUUACCUUGUUCUGUGGACAGUGGCUUAUUGGUGGUGUAAUGUGCAUCUUUAAAGCCAAGAAAAAUUGGUUUGGCUUAAAAACAUGGUGUUUGAAUAAGUCCACCUGCGACAUUCUUUACUCAACUUCAGAAAGCAAAAUGCUGAACUGAUUAAUGUUGCUGAAUACAACAGUCAAUGGAAUCACAUUUGGUGGUUGCUGGUGUAUUUACGUAGAGUCAAAUUCUCAGAUGACACUGCUGUUCUUUCUCGAGUCGCAGAUUGAAUGUAUGAAUGUACCAAUUCUAGGUGGAUUUUCACAGUAGCAUUAGAUCGUAAGUCACAUUGUAAAUCUAUGAAUGGGGGAGAGGUGAACCCACUGGGUGCUGAAAUAGAAGAACUUCUUAAAAAAAAAAAAAUUAGUAUUUAGGGGAAUAGCUGUUAAACUGAAUGAGGGAAUGAAUCCUACAGGAGGUGGAAUUUCUGAUGAUUCUGUUUUUCCAAAAAAAAUCUACUUGAUUAAUAACUGAUAUCUGCACUUAUUUAUGGAGGAAAUAUCACCAGUGUUCAACUGUUCAAAGGAAUACUUAUCUAUAACGAGUAAUUAAUUUAAUCUGUAACUCACUAUUCUGUAUUUUGGACAGCUUUGAAAUGUGAGGCACAAAAUGGGUCAUGCACCCCAAAGGUUUUUUAUUUAAUAUUAUUGAAUAAUAACCUCAACAAUUUGGAUAUUGUUUAAAUAAUUUCCCCAAUAAUAUUACAAUUCGAUUACUCUUAAUAUAUUCUAGUCUGAUGUCAUGGUGGAUAAAUAAACCUGGUUGCAACAUGGAAUUGUACAGACCAGCAAAGUCUCAGGGUCAGUCCCCAGUGUAUGUUGAAGCCUCAGGCAGCAGCGGUAACACUACAGCUGGAGUUAAUGUACCAGGAUAUGGGAGUGUGGACACCAGUCAAAGACCCACUUGCUCUCCUGUGACACUGCAAUCACACUCAGCAUGAGCUGCAAGCUUUGUGUACAUUGCACAACUCCAUUCAAGGUGAGCCAGACAGUGAAACCAGGAACAGUAGCGAGAGAAGAAAUUCCAUCUGGGUCUAAAUUUAUUCUUCAUGUAGCAUUUUCGGUGUCCAGAAUUUGGCACGGUAUUGAAUUUUCAGUCUUAACCUUCAAGUUGGUUUUCUGUUCGCAAAAGAAACUUCCAGUAAAUCAACAUUAAAAUUAAGACUAUUUAAGGAUUCGUCAAAUUCUGGACACCCAAAGUGCAAAAUAGAGUAAAUCUAGACCCAGGCAGAAUUUCUCCCCCACAAUCUCCUAUCUCUUGUGGUUAUGGUUGGUCAAACAAAACCAAGCCGAUUUGUCUUUAAUCUGCAACUUGCAGCUAUUUCUGAAAGAUAUCUUUGGGAAGAGGGGGAUCCAUUUUGUGGCUUCGGUCCAUUUUUGAAAAACAAAAUCCCAAACCAUCAAUAUGAUACUUAACAUUUUGCAGCUUGUUUACAUACCUUGUAUGUUGUAACUGUUACAACUAUGGUGCUAAUCUUGUAUUUGAAAUGCUGGAUUUUUUUUAAUUUGCUGCUGCUUGUUUGCUGAAGUUAGCUUUUUACCCUCAGAAUGUUGCUUUCUGGGGCUGUCACAUGCUUUAGCAAUCAGGUUUAAACAGGGAUCUUUUCUACUUGUAGAAGCAAUAGCUGGGUGAUUUGUAGUACUGUAAAGCUACUUGCAUAUAGAUUCAGAUUUUUUUUGUUAUGUGGAAAUACACAUUUGAUUUCUGCUUAAAUUAAUUCUCUGAAAUAGUUCAAUAAAA
Callorhinchus milii (elephant shark) is the source of this 3536-nucleotide messenger RNA. Its product is annotated as transcription factor E2F7-like. The transcript has 2 exons. The coding region runs from base 52 to 531 and encodes 159 amino acids. Lineage: Eukaryota; Metazoa; Chordata; Chondrichthyes; Chimaeriformes; Callorhinchidae. The record is from RefSeq and is a predicted model, not a curated record.